UGAAUCAGUCAAUGAGUGGCACUGCUCCCAGCGAGUCGCUCCAGAGCGUCUAUAAAUAAAGCUGCCGAAGCAGAAAGAUCGCGGCCGCGAGUUAUAAAACACCGAUUAGAAGUGCAUUUCACCACGUGCCUGGCGGACCCUUCAAUGACCAGCCAGAAGGAGGGAAACGGCAGCUCUCCGAGCGAUGCCAAGAGAAAUGGACAUGCGGACACGGAGGCGGCGACGGCUGGCGGAGAUGACGACAACUCACUGGACGCAAUUCUGGUGCGGAUCGGCCAAUUCGGGCGCUAUCAGAUCAUCAACUAUGUUCUGCUCUGCAUUCCCAUGCUCUUCAACGCGUUCUUCUCCAUCUCCUAUGUUUUCACGGCGAGCACAGUGGUCCACAGGUGCAACGUCCCCCAGUGCGAUAGUCUCAGCACUGUGUACGAGGAAGACUGGCUGAACUUUACCAUCCCCUACAAGAACUCCGCCUUGGAUGCCUGCCAUCGCUACGCGGUCAACGAGACUCUGAUCACUGAUCCAUCUUCAAGUUACUGCGACAAGGACUAUUUUACCAAUGUAUCGGAGGGCUGCGGACAUGACUUUAAGUUCAGGGACGAGGAAAAGACUAUAUCAACUGAGUUCGGAAUAUACUGUAAUGACGAGUGGAAGCUUUCCAUGGUGGGCACCAUAAACAAUGUGGGCCAGUUUGUCGGCAUACCUCUUGGAGGAUUCUUCGCAGAUAGGUUCGGUCGCCGCACCAUGCUUGCUGUAGCCGGCUCCCUGAGCGCCGUAAUGGGCGUGAUUCGUUCGCUGUCGAGCAACUACUCCAUGUUCCUGGUGUUCGAAUUCCUGGACAUGGCCGUGGGCAGCACCCUCUUCCCCACCGCCUUCCUGCUGGCCAUCGAACUGGUGGGUCCCAAGCGGCGAGUGGCAGCGGCCACGAUUAUCACCAUCUUCUACGCUCUCGGGGAGGCCUUCCUCGGGUUCCUGGCUUCCCACGUGCAACACUGGCGCUGGCUGCUCCGAGUGCUCUACGCCCCCGCCGUGCUCCAGAUCCUGUUUCUGUGGAUCCUGCCGGAGAGUGUUCGGUGGCUGCUGAGCCAGGGCGCCGAGGAGAAGGCCGCCAACGUCCUGCGGCGGGCCGCACGGAUCAACAAGCGAUCGUUGCCCGAGGAGCAGGUGGAGGAGCUGUUGGCCUCCAACCGACAGAAGCUCAGCCAGGCCAACGAGAGCCAGUACCCGAUCAUGAGGGCCGUGCGCUUCUUUUCCCUGCGGAUCGCCAAUUGUUGCCUUUGCUGGUUCACCCACACGCUGAUCGCCCUGGGACUUAGCCUCAACUCGGUUAACCUGGGCGGCAACAAGUACACCAACUUUAUGCUGAACGGCUUCAUCCAGAUUCCGGGCCUGCUGCUGCCCUUGGUCAUCAUGGAUCGCGUUGGCAGGCGCUACUCGCUCUGCGCCUCAAUGCUGCUCUGCGCCAUCUGCAUGGGCGCCUCUGCGGGUGUGCCAGAAGAUAACUACGCGGGUUCUCUGACCCUGUUCCUUAUUGGAAAGCUGGCCAUCACCUGCAGCUUCCAGAUCCUGUACUUCUUUACGUCGGAGAUCUUUCCCACCAACGUGCGGAACAGCCUUCUGUCCCUCUGCUCCAUGGUGGGACGCAUUGGCUCUAUGUUGGCUCCGCAAACUCCUUUACUGGCCAAAUACUAUGUCUAUGCCCCGCAGAUACUAUUCGCUACCUUCGCUCUGAUCAGCGGCUUCCUGACUCUAGCAUUCCCCGAGACGGCGGACAAGGUGCUUCCCACGACCAUGGAGGAGGCCCGAGACCUAAGCCUGGCCAAGCGCCGGGGUCAGGGGGUUGAGGGGGAAGAGCUGGGGGAGGGGACUGCACCCAAGGUCUCCCAAUAA
Molecule: messenger RNA, 1887 nt
Organism: Drosophila subpulchrella
Lineage: Eukaryota; Metazoa; Arthropoda; Insecta; Diptera; Drosophilidae
Product: organic cation transporter protein-like
Exons: 6
Coding region: 145-1887 (580 amino acids)
Biological process (GO): transmembrane transport
Cellular component (GO): membrane
Molecular function (GO): transmembrane transporter activity
Source: RefSeq, a predicted model, not a curated record